UGUGCCCUGACCGGGAAUUGAACCAUGACCUCCUGGUUCAUAGGUCGAUACUCAACCACUGAGUCAUGCUGGCAGGGCAAAGCUAAUACUUUUGUCUAGGAAGCAGCCUAUUAGAUGUUAACUCUGUUUUAUAAUUUGUAUCUUACUCUCCUAAAUUCCAUAUAACUGAUGUCUUGUUGGGCACAAAAUUGAGUGUCCCAAAGGUUUAUUAAUAAUAGUAAUAGUUAUGUGUACAGGUAAUAUAUCCAGUAUCACAGUAUUGUGCUGUUUAUAAAAAUUUUUAGUUUUCAUAAAUUAGAUGAGUAUGUGCUGCUUCUUGAUUUAGGCAGGCCUUUAUAAAGUUAUAGUACCUAAUCUGUUAUUCCCACUUCUCCAUUAUUUUUGUGUCUUUUAAAAUAUAUAAUAUAUAUCAAGAUUUUCAAAUUAUCAUUUAGAAGCAGGUUUCUCUUGUAGAAAAACUAAUUUUCCUGCCUUUUACCAAAAAUAAACUCAUAGGGGAAGAAAAAACUAGAUCAUAGGGAAAUGCCUGCCAAAAAAUUAAUGCCAGCUAGUCUUUGAUGGGUGCCUGUUACAAAGUAGUAGAUACUGUAAAGCCUCUCUCCUCAAGGUAAAUUACUGUCUAGCUUGAUAUAUAAUUAAUGCCUAUCUGUAUAAAAACAAUAUAGACAAUACAAGGGGGUGUGUUAUGAGUUACGGAAAGUGUGCUAUAGAAAUUCAGAGAUGGGUGAAAAAGUUAGAGUGGGUUUGAGACUUGAAUUAGGUUAUUUUUGAAAGGUCAAAGUUCAGGCAAUUUAUUUUUGAUGUACAGAUAUGCUGGUGUUUUACUUGGUUUUAACAUAUGAUUUAUAGUUAUUUGUUUAUUUGUUCAUAUGUUUUUCAAGAAAAAGUCCUGUUCUUAGCUUGAGAACAAUCUGAUCUCUUGUGUUUCAUGUUUAACCUAAGUCACAAAUAAUGGUGAUAUUCUAAAAAAUAAAAAUAUAACACCAAAAUAAACUACUUGAAAGUUUUUUAGUGACUAGUGCUUAGUUUCCUAGAAUUCAUGAGCUAAAUUUCUGUUGAACUGAGUGCACAUGACCAUCCUGAGGGGUGCAUAUUAAGGAAAGAAAAUAUUUUUCAAAUGAGUAUUAGUGACUUUCAUCACCUUAUGAGUAAAUUAAAUAGUAGUACUUACAUGGCCUCUUUUCUUCCUACCCAAACUUCUCAAAGUAGCAACUUCUUAUUUGGUAACUUUUUGUUACCACUCAAAAUUAUAGAAAAUGAAAAUAAUCUAGAGACCAUUUAAUUUUGUGGGUGAUUUCUGUAGGUAAAGAGCUUUUGAGGAUAAUCUUGAGUAAUCUUUAUUUUCGAGUCCAGUAUUAUUACAUACUAUUAUACCCUAGAUAAGAAUGUUUCCCUAUUGUUUUCAGAGAUCCAACUCCAGUAAAAUAGUCUGUUCAUAAAUUAAGUUCCACAUUCAGUAUUGGAGGAAAUACUGGAUUUUGUCUUGUUGCUUCUUAAUUAGUUAGACAAUUUCAUUUGGACACUAUAUUUUGUCUAUAACAUGAAAAAAUUGGCCCAUGUUAAGUUUUUCCCAGUGGAAAGAAAUGAGUUUUCAUUUCUUUGAAGUUUUGUGAUUCUUUUAUGUCUUUUAACUACCAGUAAGUGCUGACUAUAAAGUUCCUUAGUAAAAUAAAGAAGAGGCUACAGUACUCCUAUUGACUUUGUACUGGGAGAUCUAGUGUUUUUUCCAGGACAUAGAAGAGGACAGUGGAUGGUAAGUGGCUUCCAUUUUAAUACAGUAACACUGCAAAAUUUACUGGUAGAUCUUAAUGUACUGUUUGGAAUUUGGAGCCUUGAACUAAAUUAUCCCUAAGGUUCCUUCUGACUCUGGUUCAACAUGACAUUGUUGAACAAAUAGUAAUUAAAAGAUGAGAAAUUACCUAUUUUUGCCAGUAAUUUUAAGGCAGCAUUUAUGUAAGGUGCUGAAAUCUUGAGCCCCUCCUAACCAUGAUUAAAGGCCAGCUAAGAUUAGCUGAAGGAGAAUUUUUUUAAUUUGUCGUUUACACUUUCUCAGUGCUUGACUACUUUUUUGUUUUUUGAAAAAGAUGCUAUAUUUGUUCUCUAUAACAGCAUUUAUGCUAUCUCAUAAAGGGAAUGGGAAAGACAUGCACAGUUGUUUACAUAUAAUAUUAAACAAGUGAUGCUAUUCUUCUUCAAGAAAAGAUUUUUGGUUUUAGCAUCUAGUUCCAUAUCUGGAAAUGACAAUUACUUCAUAAUGUAUUCAUCAGAAGUGUGCUGUGAACCAAAUGCCCCAAAAGAACAAAUCCUGAAAAUAUGUCUCUGUUAAGGAGGACCUUCUGGCUUAAUUAAACUAAGCUUGUUUAAUUGUCAGAAAGACAAAUGAAGCAUAUUUUUCAGUUUGUCAUAAAUUCUUCUAGGGGCAAAAUUACCUCAUGCUAAUAUCUUUGUGUCCAUGAAUAACAUCUAGACAUCUCAAAGCUUUUUAUAUACUGUCUGAUGUCCGUUUAAACUAAGGAGAGGGAUGCCAUGGGAAACAGAAUAGCUAUUAUUCCACAGUUAAUAAGUUUGGCAGAGCUAGAAAUAACCUAGUUUUCCUCCUACUGCAAUUUUCAGAAUGUUUGUCCCUUGGUACCUACCACUCGGGCUAGCUACAGUCAUAUUCUGGUACAUUUGGUACUUCCUUAUGACCUUGCUAUCCGGUUGCAAUUUCAGCCUAUAUGAAUAUAUCUUUUUAGCCAUUUAUUCUCCACUCAUCCCACCUAGUGGAUUUGUAAUGUAGUGUGUACCACUUCAGUACCAAGAGGCUGUAUGUUUUAUUAGACGUUGUAUACAAGUCUGGUGCAAUAGUCAGUGUAGUUUUGUUUCACCCUUUGCCACCUUCCCAAGGGACAAACACAUUAGCAACCUUGGUGUAUGUUCCCAUUUCCUUAUUGAUUAAUGUGUUAAUUGGACAGUUUGAAUGAGCAGCAGAAUUGAGCUCCACCACCAUAUAGGAUUACUUUGUUUCUACAAAUUUAGAAGGCAUGUACAAAACUAAUUCAAUAUCAUAGGAAUACUUCCCAUGAGAUUUUUGAUCUGUUAGUAGUUCUCAGGAUAGGAAGUACAAUGUCUCCCAGUAGCUGCUCUUUGGUUUUAUCUUCUAACAUGAUCAUCAUGGCAAUACAGAUAGUUUGAAUACAUCUGAACCUAUUCAAUAACCUUGGAAUAUUUACUCAGACAACCACCAUGUCAAGUGACUUUAAAACCAUACUUUUGUAUAGUACUUUUUAGUCACUCUAUUCUGAGGUGUUAUCUCCAUUUUAUAGAUGAGGAAACUGGCUUAGACUGGUUAAAGAAACUUGUUGAAACUUACACAGUCUUGUAACUUGCCAAAGCAAAAAGCUCAAGUGCAGAUUGCCUACUAUGCUAUAUUGUCAAUAAAUGUGGGAACUGAAAAAUCCAAACAUUGUGACCCCCAAAACCCAUUUUUCUUCUUUGGCUUUUUGUGAUAUAAAAAUGGUUCCAUUUAAUUUUUUUUUUUUAAAAAGAUCAACUAGGUAAUAUAAUCAUGUAAUUCAAAAGUCAAAGGGUACAAAAAGAUAUAGAUGAAGAGUUUUUCCUACCCUUGUCCCUCACCAUUCAGUUCCUCUACCUGAAGGCAUUCACUUACUACUUGUCUGUAUGUUUUCCCAGAGGUAUUGUAUGCAUAUAUAAGCAAACACAUACAUAUAGCCCCCCUUUUUUUACUCAGCUUACUGUGUACAUUGUUCUGCACUUUGUUAUUGCACUAAAUAUAUUUUUAGAAUUGUUCAGUUGCAGUCCAUAGAGAACUUGGUCAUCUUUGAGACUGUUGCACAGUUUUCCAUUGAAUGGAUGUAUCAAAUUUGUGGAUAUUUAAGUUGUUUUCAGUAUUUUGUUAUUAUAAGCAAUGUUGCAGUAAAUAUACACAUACUUGAGCAUACAUAGCAUUGAGGAUACCAUUUAUAUACAUUCAAUUGCUGUGCUAAAGGGAAUGUGCAUUUAUGAUUUCAUUUGCGUUCCCCAAAGGUUGUACCAAUUUAUAUUCCUACUAGCAAUGUAUUGAGAGUGCCUAUUUCCCCACGAUCUUAACAAAACAAGUGUGUUCUCAACCUUGUGGAUGUUUACCAAUCUGGUAGGUCAAAAAUGUUACUUCAGUGUGCUUUUAAAAAAUAAACUUUAUUUUUAGAAUAGUUUUAGGUUUACAGAAAAGUUGCACAGUACAGAAUUCCAUAUACCUCCACUCAGUUUCCCUUAAUGUUAACAUAUUAAUAUAACUCUGGUAUAUUUGUCACAGCUCAUGACUCUUAUCAUUAACUAAAGUGUAAGUUUAUUCAUAUUUCCUUAGUUUUUACCUAGGGAGCCUUUUCUUUCCCAGGAUCUGGAUCCAUCUAGGAUACCACAUUGCAUUUAAUCAUUACCAUGUCUCUUUUGGUUCCUUUGGCUGUGACAGUUCCUCAGACUUUCCAUGUUUUUGAUGAACUUGACAGUUUUGAGGAUAACAGAUCAAGUUUUUUAUAGUCAGCGUACUUUGAAAUUUCCAUCUUGUGAGAUUAAACAUUUUUUUUUUCCAUAUACUUAAGAACAUCUGUAUUUCCAUUUCUGGGAACUAAGAGCCCAUGUUCUUAACCACUAUGCUAUACCCCUGUCUUGAUUCACCUCAAUUAAUAAAAGGUUUCGGGGCCUGAAUACACAUGGAUUUCUGAUUCUCCGGAAGUAAGUGUCUCGUAAGCCUCUGUUACAGAUAGAAGAGAACCAUUAGCGCAAGUGAUGUCCUCAGACUUAUGUCUGAUCAUUCCAGCUACACUGGAGGAUUGACCAAAAGCUCCACUGGAAACAGCAGCUCUGCGUUACUACAAUUCCCAGAGCCCCGCACUCCACCACAAUCCCCUCAGAGUCGGCCGCGCAGAGUUCUGGGACUUGAAGUCCGCGGCCUAUUUACCCAAGUUAGAGAAAAGGGCCUGUGGAAACAUGAAGAGGGUAAACAGCUGUGUGAAGAGUGAUGAGCAUGUCCUGGAAGAGUUGGAAACAGAAGGGGAGAGGCAGCUGAAAAGCCUCCUUCAGCAUCAACUUGACACCUCUGUCUCCUUUGAGGAAUGUGUAUCUAAGAAAGAGAGCUUUGCUCCUGGUACUAUGUACAAGCCCUUUGGGAAGGAAGCAGCUGGGACUAUGACUUUAUCCCAGUUCCAAACACUGCAUGAAAAGGACCAGGAAACUGCUGCUCUUAGGGAACUAGGGCUCAAUGAAACAGAGAUCUUAAUCUGGAAGAGCCAUGUUUCAGGUGAAAAGAGGACAAGACUGAGGGCAACCCCUGAAGCAAUACAAAACUGUCUUCAAGAUAUUGAAGAAAGGAUCUCGGAGCGCCAGCGCAUCCUUUGCCUGCCACAGAGAUUUGCAAAGAGCAAACAGCUGACCCGGCGAGAAAUGGAAAUAGAAAAGUCUUUAUUUCAGGGAGCUGAUCGUCACUCCUUCCUUAAGGCUCUUUAUUACCAAGAUGAACCCCAAAAGAAGAACAAAGGUGAUCCCAUGAACAACCUGGAAAAUUUUUACCAAGAGAUGAUAAUGAAAAAACGUCUUGAAGAGUUCCAACUUAUGAGAGGUGAACCCUUUGCUUCCCACUCACUGGUCUCAGCUACAUCAGUGGGAGAUAGUGACACAGCUGAGAACCCGCCAUUACUCCAGGACAAGGGAGAACAGGCAGCACAGGGUAAAGGUCCCAGUCUCCAUGUGGCAAAAGUUUUUGAUAAUUCACCUGAGCAUUGUUGGACUGGGCCUAAGAAGCUGACGCAGCCAAUAGAAUUUGUCCCAGAAGAUGAGAUCCAGAGAAAUCGUUUGUCAGAGGAAGAGAUCCGAAAAAUUCCUAUGUUUUCUUCAUAUAAUCCAGGGGAGCCAAACAAGGUGUUAUACCUGAAGAACCUUAGCCCUCGGGUGACCGAAAGAGAUCUUGUCUCAUUGUUCGCUCGAUUCCAGGAGAAAAAAGGACCUCUAAUUCAAUUUCGAAUGAUGACUGGCCGAAUGAGGGGGCAAGCUUUUAUCACCUUUCCCAAUAAGGAGAUAGCAUGGCAAGCGUUUCAUCUAAUAAAUGGAUAUAAACUACAUGGGAAAAUUUUGGUGAUAGAAUUUGGAAAGAACAAAAAGCAACAGUCUGAUCUCCAGGCUGCUUCUCUCAGAUCAUCUGCUACAGAAAGCACUACAGAAAUCAGUGGUAGCUAGAAGAACUAUAGAUUAUGAGUCCCAGGAAGUCUUUCUUGAUCAGAAUCUUGCAUCUAGAAUUUCUAUAUAGAUAGCAAUGUGUUUGAAAUUGAAGAGAAACUGGAAGAAAACAGUCUAAUUAAGAUAAUCCCUUUAGCUUUUGGAAGAAUUGGUAAAAAACACUUUCUAUAUUCAAAGACUAUAUAGGACAGACAAGAUACUGAGUGUGAAGGGUAGAGUACAAAGAGUAUCAUUUUCUCAGGAUAAAUUGCAAAGGAUUAUUUCCAAGGAUUUUUUUUAAAUCUUCAUAGUUGAUCUGUGGUCUUAAUACCUAUUCCUAGAGAUAACAUUCUUUCCAAGACUGCCACCUAUAUGCAGAACUAAAAAAACUAAAUGUUGAAA
Messenger RNA from Miniopterus natalensis, 6591 nucleotides. It is a transcript of the gene RBM41, whose product is annotated as RNA binding motif protein 41. Gene Ontology annotation, molecular function: U12 snRNA binding; pre-mRNA intronic binding. Gene Ontology annotation, cellular component: U12-type spliceosomal complex. Gene Ontology annotation, biological process: mRNA splicing, via spliceosome. The record is from RefSeq and is a predicted model, not a curated record. NCBI's taxonomy places the organism in Eukaryota, Metazoa, Chordata, Mammalia, Chiroptera, Miniopteridae.